AUGGGUCGUAGAAAGAUUGAAAUUCAGCCCAUCACACACGAGCGGAAUCGCAGUGUUACAUUCCUCAAGCGCAAGAAUGGUCUCUUCAAAAAGGCAUACGAACUCGGCGUGCUCUGCUCCGUCGACGUCGCUAUCAUCAUCUUCAAUCCAGCUGGAACCAGCAACAAGCUAUUCGAAUUCACGUCGACCGAUCUUGACGGCCUAAUCCGUCGGAGAGCCGAUUUUACAGGCGAGCGGGAUACCAAGACGAGCUACGACUUUAACGCUCCCGGUGGAGCGCGUAAAGCAAACGGUGCCGGCGGCAUGCCGUUUGCCUCCAACGAUGGUCGUGGUGGUGGAGAUUCAGACGACGACGACGAUGAAGGAGACGAGGACGAUGGCGACUCUUUCAUUCCCGGACAGCUCGGCACUAGCGCCAAGAUGCUUGCGCCAACAGGAGGGAAUAAGAGAACCUCUAGCCGCGCUGCAGCCGUCGCAGCCACAGCCUCUCUCAAGUCGCGUCAUCAUUCAAAUGGCAGACGGUCAGACGUCGACGACUUUGACGACGGUACAACAACCGCGGGCCCACAAAAUGUUGCCCAGACGCCCACUUCCGACGACGAGCUGCAUCCAAAUUCACGCAAUCGACCGAAUGGACGUCGCAGUGUGAACGCACCAAUGGAUGGUCAAAGGAAUGACCGUGACACGCCUACGGACAUAUGGAAGAGCGACUCUUGGAACCGCGGGUCCCAAGGUCAACCGACCAUGUCUGCGCAAGAACUCUUCCUUGCCGCCGCUGCUGCCGCUGCCGCUGCCAACAGUAACAACUCGAAUUCCAACGCCAGCGGCUCUGGUGGAGCGGGCAGCGGACUACCCUUCCCUCUUAGCCAGCUCACACCCCAGCAACUCGCAGCAUUAACACCUCAGCAGCUCUCUGCUCUUGCAUCAUCUGCUGUAAACCAACAACAACAGCAACAGCAGCAAUCAGGAGGGUAUGGCAAUAGUUUCGGCAAUGGAUACUCCUCGCGAGAUCACGACUCUCGUACAAACUCGAGCUCAAACUCAUAUGGUGGGGCAUUGAACCAUCUCAAUCUCAACCUUGGUGCAAGCGCAAGUGUUGGUUCAUUUUCAGCGUCCAACUCGUACACCAGUUCGUUAUCACCAUCUCUCCCUCCGCUUCACCAAUCACAUCAGCAACACCAACACUCUUCGUUACCGUCUGGUCGACUCGGCACGUUGAACCUCAACCUGUCUGGCUUGAACACCCUCGCCGGUCUCGGUAGCCUCGGUAAUCUUGGGGGAUCAAAUCCUCUUAGCGGACUGCAACUCGGGGGACUCAACUUGAACUUGAAUGCAGCACUCGGAGGACUAGGUCUGCUCGGAGGUGCAUCGGGUGCUCCGAACAAUUCGAUGCGAGACUUUGGGCCCAAUAGUUCCAGUGCCCUUCGAGACCUCGGCACGUUACGCGACCUUGGAUCCUUUUCGUCGAACAGUGGCGGUGGAGCAAAUGGCAUGAUCGGUACGCCCAUUCGAAAGAUGAACAGUUCGACUGUCCGGUCUCAGAAUGAUCCAUCCACUUCCAAUGUAGGCGGAGGAGACGAAGGGUCCUGGUUGGAUUUCCUCAGUCUGCCGACGAAUACCAACGCCGUGCACAGCAGUCGCAUGGCGGACACUGUUCAUUCGAGUAGCGGAAACCUCGAGCGUGAGAGCUCCUUGCGCUCGAAUGGACUCGGUAUCACAGUCGACGAUGAAGAGCGUCGAAGUGCCGGUGCAUCCCAGCUCGACUUUUUGUUCGGUGCUGGUGAGAUGGCUAGUGGGACUGGGCCUGGACGACAACAUUUCUCGAGCUCGGCCUCGAAUCAUACUUCUAUCUCAAAAGACGUUUCGUACGCGUCGGGCGUCGCAAGUGGUGGCGGCUAUGGUAUGUCCAUGGCGGACGACGACGACGAACGAGACCGAGAACGGGAACGAGACCGCGAGCGAGAGCGGGAUCGUGAGCGAGGUGGAUUAAAGCCGCAGAGUGCGCGGGAUGGGAUGGAGGUGGAAAGGCAUUCUACGGGUAUGUCCGCAACGCCCCCUCCGCGCAGUACGAGCGCUAGCAAUGCCAGUGCGGUUGGUGAAGAAGGUGACGAGGAACAUGUCCGCAAGCGGCAACGACGCGAGUAA
This is a messenger RNA of Serendipita indica DSM 11827, 2145 nucleotides long. The record is from the annotation of a GenBank genome assembly. Lineage: Eukaryota; Fungi; Basidiomycota; Agaricomycetes; Sebacinales; Serendipitaceae.